Messenger RNA from Saccostrea echinata, 2778 nucleotides. RefSeq names its product recombining binding protein suppressor of hairless-like. Gene Ontology annotation, molecular function: DNA-binding transcription activator activity, RNA polymerase II-specific; RNA polymerase II cis-regulatory region sequence-specific DNA binding. NCBI's taxonomy places the organism in Eukaryota, Metazoa, Mollusca, Bivalvia, Ostreida, Ostreidae. The record is from RefSeq and is a predicted model, not a curated record. The transcript is spliced from 13 exons. Gene Ontology annotation, biological process: regulation of transcription by RNA polymerase II. Bases 318 to 2183 code for a protein of 621 amino acids. Gene Ontology annotation, cellular component: nucleus.
UUUCAUACAGGAAUCGCCAUCUUGUAAGAGUUCCCAAACUUUCUUUAUUUUUGAUCGGUAUAAUUAUAAUAUUAUCGAAUAUUUUGCCUUUUGGUGUCUUUAGGAAGGAUUUCAUAACUUUUGCAAGCUAAAUUGGGAUAUUUCCACUGUAUUUAAUGGCGUAUUAUAACAUAGCAUAGUCUGUGCCUCUGACGAAGUUAUCCCAAGAUAUAGGUCAAACAGGGAGCCGCAAAUCCAGAUCGAGAGAGGACUCUUCUAUUUAGUAUACAAAGAAUGGUUACACCUAUAGUGUGGGGCCAGCACAGACGGACCACCUCAUGAGUUGUUCCCAGCCCCAACAAAAUGUUCCCCAUAGCAACCACAGCUUCAUGCAUCAUAACAGUAAUGCUGGAUUCACACUCCACCCUCCCCAGGAGCGAUCCUAUGUUAGCCGACCUGACCCAGGUCCAUCCUCGAGGUCAGAACUAAGCAGUCACAUGGCACACAGUAGCUAUGAGAACCCAAUGGACCUGUCCAGCAACAAACCAGGAAAUUCUGGUCGACAUGUAAAGGAAGAGGGUCAUCACCAUGGCUACAUGGCUGGUAUGGGAACCACCCCUGUAUCAGUUGGAAUUCCUGAACACCUUCAUGACCCCUCACAUAUUGUUGCUGGUUCUCUGACACCACCAGAAAAGAUCAAUGGAGACCCGUGUACCAUGGCAACUACCAGUCCCCUGAGCAUUGCCACGGUAACUCAGGCUAUCCCUGCACCACCCAGUCCCAUCUCCACUCCGUCCCCACUCUACGCCUCCAACAGCUUUGUGGAAAGAAACAAUUAUCAAGACCAGAGAUUGACAAAGGAGGCCAUGAGGAACUAUCUAAAGGAGAGGGGAGACCAAAUAUUAGUCAUAUUACACGCCAAAGUUGCACAAAAAUCAUAUGGAAAUGAAAAAAGGUUUUUCUGCCCACCCCCCUGUAUAUACCUCUUUGGGAGUGGCUGGAAGCGGAAAAAGGAAGCCAUAGAGGCGGAGGGGGGCACAGAACAAGACUCCACAACGUGUGCUUUCAUGGGGAUAGGGAACUCCGACCAAGAAAUGGUGCAGCUGAACUUGGAGGGGAAGAAUUAUUGUGCAGCAAAGACAUUAUAUAUCUCAGACUCUGACAAGAGGAAACAUUUUAUGUUGACUGUGAAAAUGUUCUUUGGGAAUGGUCAGGACAUUGGUGUAUUCAAUAGUAAACGGAUUAAAGUGAUAUCAAAACCUUCCAAGAAGAAACAGUCGCUGAAAAAUGCAGAUUUGUGUAUUGCGUCCGGAACAAAAGUGGCCCUGUUUAACCGACUUCGUUCCCAGACCGUCAGUACGCGAUACCUCCAUGUGGAGAACGGAAAUUUUCAUGCUAGCUCCACGCAGUGGGGAGCAUUUACCAUCCAUUUAUUGGAUGAUAACGAAGGGGAAUCGGAAGAGUUCACCGUGAGAGAUGGAUACAUUCACUACGGAUCCACCAUCAAACUUGUCUGUUCUGUCACUGGAAUGGCACUGCCAAGACUCAUCAUUCGUAAGGUGGACAAACAGACAGCCAUCUUGGAUGCUGAUGACCCUGUGUCCCAGCUCCACAAGUGUGCGUUCUACAUGAAGGACUCGGAAAGAAUGUACCUCUGCCUGUCACAGGAACGCAUCAUUCAGUUUCAGGCUACUCCAUGUCCCAAAGAGCCAAACAAAGAAAUGAUUAAUGAUGGAGCUUCAUGGACGAUAAUUAGCACGGACAAGGCAGAGUACACAUUUUUUGAGGGAAUGGGGCCAGUUAAGUCUCCUGUGUCACCAGUGCCUGUUGUCAACAGUUUACAUCUGAAUGGAGGGGGUGAUGUAGCAAUGUUGGAAUUGAAUGGUGAAUUUCUGGCUCCCAAUCUUAAGGUGUGGUUCGGUGAGGUGGAGGCAGAGACUAUGUUUAGAUGUGAGGAGAGCAUGUUUUGUGUAGUCCCAGACAUCUCUGCCUUCAGGGCUGGGUGGAGAUGGGUGCGGCAGCCAUUACAGGUUCCUGUCUUACUGGUCAGGAAUGAUGGGAUAAUUUACUCCACAGGUUUGACCUUCACCUACACCCCGGAGCCCGGACUUCGUGCCCAUUCUCGGGAAGUGGACCGGAUCUUAAGACCAGGUGUGUCAAGUCCAGACUCCACUUCCACGACAAACUUCAGCAAUCCUUUAUAGUGCCUUGUCCCACACUGGUCAUGUGACCAGGCAAACAAUUCAACAUGGUCAUGUGACCAGGCAAACAAAUCAACCUGGUCAUGUGACUAGACAAUUCAACCAAUCAUGUGAUAUUUUUUAUUUAGUGUCUGUGGUACAGAAUUAACAUUGUGCAUAAAAUCACAACUGCGACUCAACAAGAAUCUAUAUCUUUAGUCUCCUACAGAAUUUUACUGUAAUUCUGCCUUAACCUUUGUGUAUUUUGAAGUAGAGACAUUUUACAAGUACAUUUUUUUUUCAUAAUAGAUGAAAGAGAUCCAAAAGUGGUUAUAAAAAAUAUUAUCGUUUCAGGGUUUUUUUGUAAAUCUUGUUAUCAUAAGCAUUAUCUAACACUGCAGAGGCUGUAUCCUAUAUGUACAGAAGUUUAUGAUGUGUCUGUCAUGUACACUUUGUUAUAGAUAAGUUAGUCACCUGUACACAUUAAGUGCUUUAACUAUGCCAGCCUUCUAAUGUCUUAUGUGCUUUGAUGUUAAUAGUGCUUUCAAUUUGUUACCAUGAAACCAUGUCACAAAGUGACAAGUAUCAAACAUGUACCCCAAUCCCUCCCCCCCCCCCC